AUGGAAACGUACAACAGCCUAACGGAUCCACAUCUGUUCACCUACUUCUCGAACGAUCGCAAAAAAGAUGACUUGAAAAAGGCGGGAUUAUUGACAAAGGAUGGUGGCGUAGUCUCUGAAGCAACAUACAAACUGAACGCCAUCAUGAGCGAGAAAAAGAUCAAAGGAUUCAACGUCACCCACGACCAACAACAAAUUGACGGCAAGUACCGACAAUCUACCUACCAUUCGAUGAUGUCAUCGGCCAGAAAUAAGUACCCCCCCUGGAUCGGUUCAUCCCCCUACAACUGGCCAAUCCCUAUGCCACAUAAUGACAUUCUGAAAGUAAGAAUAUCGGGUGGUGGUCACAAGUGCACUGGCUACCUGACCUACAACACCCUGCCGGCUAUCAAGAGGGGGCACGAUGGCAGUCCCUGUAGAAAUGAGAUUCAGGUAAGCGGGACAUUACAAAUAAUUCCAAAGACCAACAAUCUCCACAACAGACCAACCAACAGCAAUGCCCACAACAACACAAACAACAACAACAACAAACCAUGUUACGUCACAAUGCGUUACUAUGGGGAUGCUAUCCAGUUGUCAAACUCUUGGAUGGUUAGGAGAGAUGAGGUUGUCGUUGAGCAACAACACUGUGGUGGAAGUACAAUCACCGUUUUUAAGGAUAAACUCUGCCCCGGAUCUGACUUCACUUUUGUGUCCACUCGUCACAGCGACUACCCCUUCAGCCUCACCAUCUACGUGGACUAUAAGCAGAACACCAGGGUCAGUGUCUGCUGUGAGGCUAAGCAUCGAAAAGGCGUUCGACUCGGUGGAAACAGUGGAAUGUUUGGUAUCGUUUCGGUUAGAAAUCCGAGAUUUUGCGAAAAGUGCAGCGAGACUAGGAAGCGACGGAAGUUGGAGAAAAAAAUGAAGCGAAAGAACAAAACAAAGAAUGACGUGGACAACAAAGAAGACGAAGAGAACAACAACAACGAUGACGAUAUUGAUGACGUCAUCACGGCCAUGAAAGAUAUUCACGACGACGACGAUGAGGAUGAUGCUCAGGCGCGCGACAAACAUACCGAUGACGAUGACGAAGUGAAGGUCAAAAACAAGACCAAAAAACCUAAAUUGAAAAAAAAGAAAAAAAUUAUCGCUAAAGAGGAACCAGCUUACGACGACGAUUUUGAAAAGGAGAGCGAUGAUGAAAGUGGGGAAAUGAAAGAUGGCGAUGCCAUGCCAUCAAGCAACCGCGAUGUCUAUUCUGUUUUGGUUAAAAGUGAAUCUUCGACUCAGCGUAAAAAUGAGAACACUAGAGAUGACCAAGAUAACGACAAUGAUAGUGACAAAGAGGCAACCAAAAACGGCGAAAAAGAAGAAGAUGCAGAAUUAAGCGACAACCAGACACAAAAGUUGCCUAGAAAAAAGGUCAAGAGUCCGCCGACUGAGAGAAAAUUGUCCAAAAAAAAUUCAAAUAUCAACAAACGUGAAAUUCAAAGUGAUGACGAUGAUGUAACUCCAGAACAUGCAAAAGUCAGACGAAGCCUGUCCAAGAAACAAUCCAAUGCUACAAAUAAGACUCUCAGCUCUGACAAAAUAAAAACAAACCCUGAAUCGAAUAAAGAAUUGUCUAAAAAGGAGAAGAUGAAUAAGCUUGAGAAGAAAGAAGAACACCCAAAAUUAGAAAAAAGAAAAUCUAAAAUGUUGCUGAAAAAUAAAUCUUCGUCAAUGAAAAAUGAAACCAGACUGGUGAAAUUAAAUGAAAACGAAGAAGACACAAAAAUGAACGAUGACGCCAUUAAAAAAGACAGCUCUAGAGAUCAACGAAGCAUUCAAAAAUCAUCAAGUGUCAGAUCUACAAAAAGUGAAAUUUUGCAGAGCGAUCGGAGUUCGAUUAGCAAAAAUAGCCAGCGAAGUAUCAAAAAAGUGAAAUCGAGAAACCCUUUCGAAGACAGCCAAAGACAUCAACUAAAUAAAACACCAACUGAACCUAAUAUAGUGGAAGAUGACCAAGAUGAGCAAGAGGAUUCUGAAAACAAAUCUGACCGAGAAUUCCAUGCUGACCCAGAAAAUCUGGAUGAUCGGGAAGAAGAGUUACAAGAAAAAGAAGCUUACGAGAAAAAGUUGAAAGACACAGCGAGGCAGUGCGUCAUGGACGUUUACCGAAGCUUGGAAACCUCCAUGCUAGAUGACGAUGACGUCAACAAUAACACCCACGAAGCAAAUGAUAAGAGUGAUUAG
This is a messenger RNA of Helobdella robusta, 2217 nucleotides long. RefSeq lists its product as hypothetical. Lineage: Eukaryota; Metazoa; Annelida; Clitellata; Rhynchobdellida; Glossiphoniidae. The record is from RefSeq and is a predicted model, not a curated record. The transcript is spliced from 7 exons. The coding region runs from base 1 to 2217 and encodes 738 amino acids.